AUGAGACCAAAAAAUAAACUCAACGGCUUCCUUUGCACAACGAAUAUCACUAGCUUUACAGAUCGACUACCGAUCCCGUUAAAAGCAUGGGGUGUAGUACGCAAUCGCUUUACAGGCGAAAGCAAGGGCCACACCGGCUACCAGCGCAGCGGUGAUGCGACAGUCCCGUAUGUGAGUCUCAGCUGGGCCAACCUGUGGCAUCACAACACCAGCAAGAUCGAGCAGCAGACCGUCGCCGCGCGAGUGAUUGAGUUCUAUGACCAUCCCAUUGGCAAGUGGGGCGAACGGACCGUGUUUUCGCUCAUGAAUGUCAACGAGCCAGAGUACCAGAUCUACUACUCCAAACACAAGAACGGAGACGACGGAGACAUCCACUUCACGUCUGUGUAUGAGAUUAAGGGCGGCGAAUGCCAGCAUAGAAAUAUAGUCAAGGACCCGUUUAUUCAUAAGCUGAUCGGACAAACGUUAUUAGAUGAUUUAAAGAUGGAUUACGAAACACCCAACUUGGAAGACGACACCAAAGCAGCGAAUCGUAAGAUAUCAGACAUGAGGCUCCGGCAUGAUGCGGAUGGUAUGGAUGAUGAUAUGGGCAUGUCUCUAGAGGAGUAGCUACGACAAUCGAGCUGCCCGACCGACUAAAAAUAGUACAGAGCCGUCUAAGAAUAGAUUAGAGUAGUUAAGUAUAGCAGACAGCCGCGUUCUGAUAGCGCAUAACUGUCUGACACCUAUCUCCAGAACCGGCUUCCACGCCGGAUACGGAUUAUCUGGAAUAGUGUGCAGUACUGCUUAUGCCUGUGAAUUUGGAUUAUGUACAUACUAUCCUUCUAAGCAAAGCAGUUGUGUGCAUCUGUGCCUGUGUCAAACCUGUAGGGGAUGAUGCCGAUGGCGCGCUUCUAACUUUGAUCAGUUCACUGAGAACCACAAAGUAUGUCUAUUCACGACAUUUCCUCAAGUAUAUGUCUACAUUUCCACAAGUACGUCUUUCAGAACAUCUCCUCGAGUAUGUCUAUUCACGACAUUUUCUCAAGUACGUCUAUUCAGGACGUGUUCCUCUCAAUUGAUUGUGGGCCAUAUUGGGCGCCUGUGGGAUUUCCUGUGGGGCGCCAAUCGCAAGCAACGCAGACUACGAACACUGUUAGUUGCAGCAACUAGAAACACCCCAUACUGGUGAGAAACACUACCGUUGUAGUUUCUCUCUACGCUACACCUGCCGAACUGCAAAGCACAAUUGCCUGUGCCAGAGAUCUGGGGCCUGAGACUCUACAUUUUAUGUUGAUAUGGAAUAUGUACUUGCAUCUGCUUUGAUCACUACCUACACCUUCACAUGCGACCAUACACAUGCGCACCCGAUGCUGACUACAACAGCACCGCCACUUUCUUACAUUAUUUUAAAUACGCACCAAUAAAAUCACUUCACCU
Molecule: messenger RNA, 1419 nt
Organism: Sphaeroforma arctica JP610
Lineage: Eukaryota; Ichthyosporea; Ichthyophonida
Exons: 5
Coding region: 1-609 (202 amino acids)
Source: RefSeq, a predicted model, not a curated record